UGGUGUCGAGUCAAAUUUUCGCUGCAAAAAGAAACCGGACGAGGGUUUAUCAACAGUGGGAACAAUUCAGACAGAUUCAGAAUAUCUAGAAAUCUAGAAGAAUUAGCUGGCAAUUGAGAUGACUGAAGUUGUAUGUACAUAUUUAUUGUGAUAUAGAGAAAUAGAAGAAAAGGAGUGGGCCCUUUGCUAACUAAUAGUGGAUAGAUACAACCUAAGAAAGUCGUGUAUUGUGGUAUUUGUUCAUUGCCUUGCGACUACUGUGAGUUUGGUGGAUCAUUUCCGCAGUGCAAGAACUGGAUGGUGAACAAUAACCAUUCAGAUUUAUAUGAAAAAUACUAUGUGAAUAACCAAUCGUCUCUAUCGGUUGAAAAACAACAAGCUUUGGAGAAAGAUUUACAAAAAUUAGAGAUCAAAGAGGCGAAGAAGGCUCAAAGAAUCUUGGAGAAAAAACUAUCCUCGAAAAUCAUAAUUAAAAAAAUUGAACGAACUAAGAGAAAGAAAGUUGUCUCAAUUUCAGGGUUGGAAGUGUUUGAAAUCGAUAUCAAGAAGUUGUCCAAAACGUUUUCAAGUAAGUUCGCAACCGGAUGCAGCGUCGUUAAAAAUGCAGAGAAAAAAGACGAUAUUGUUAUUCAAGGAGACUUGGGAGAUGAGUGUGAAGAGUAUAUCUUGAAGCUAUUGAAGGAAAAGGGGCUAACAGACAUCCAAGUGGAGCAGAUUGAAGAAAAGAAGAAGAAGAAACAACAGCAACCACUCAAAUAAGCUGUGAAUGAUCACCAGUGAAUGGUUUUGUAUUCCACAGCACUCAAGACAUUAAACCGGUAAAUAGAUAUGAAUGAACAUAACAAGAACCAUGUUUGUGGAACAACAAAGUCUAAGCGGCACCAAUGACUUUUUGCAGCUAUAUGCGCAUACGUGCUGGUAGUUGUAGUGAAUCGCGUUAUAAUACAUCAAAUGUCUCACUGAGUUCCGAGCUAGAAAUCCGGUUGCGCCAAUGCUCGGUUUCUGGAAUAAAUACAAAUUUUAUUUAUAGCUCUUGGAAAAUGCCCAUUA
This is a messenger RNA of Ascoidea rubescens DSM 1968, 1050 nucleotides long. It is a transcript of the gene TMA22, whose product is annotated as Tma22p. Gene Ontology annotation, biological process: formation of translation preinitiation complex; translation reinitiation. Gene Ontology annotation, molecular function: mRNA binding; translation initiation factor activity. The record is from RefSeq and is a predicted model, not a curated record. The coding region runs from base 298 to 759 and encodes 153 amino acids. The transcript has a single exon. NCBI's taxonomy places the organism in Eukaryota, Fungi, Ascomycota, Saccharomycetes, Ascoideales, Ascoideaceae.